AUGCAUUACGUCGUUUGGAUGGGUAUCGCUGAUUUGGUAACAGGAGCUGUCCUGCAACUAACGUCUGCGCAAGAUAGCACCACUUCAGAUAUCAGAGAAGGAAAGGAACUUAUUUUAAGUAUAAGUGAUGAGUCAAAAACCCAAUACUUGAAUCAAGAUUUCGAAACGAACUCUUAUAAUUAUGGGUAUGAAAUUGGACCAGAUGGUCAAUUUCACCAUGAAAUACAUGGAGAGGAUGGAGUAACGUAUGGAUGUUAUGGAUAUAUCGAUCCAUUUGGGGAACUACAAGCGACCUUUUAUAUAAGCGAUGGUUGGGGUUACAGAGUAGUUCGUCCAGGAGAGGAGAUUGAAUUAUUCCUUCAUGAACAUGAACAUCACGGUUCAGAUUCCGGCAACCAUGAUCACGAUAACAACAACAGUGACGGUGAUGAUCAUCACAAACAUCAUGGUAUCAUCACGCCUUGGAGAGACUUGAAGUUCCCUAAAGAUUGUCGUCAAUUUGAAAAUCCUGGUCCAAGACCAACACGACCAUCACGACCAGUUCCUGGAGUUCCAGAUAAUGGAGUACCAUCAGAGUCCAAUAAUAUUCCCGGAUCUUCAUAUCCUGGACAAACUGGAAACGAAAUUCCAUCAAGACCUGAAAACCCAAAUGGACAAUACCCAGAUCAAACUGGAGGUGGUUCUAAUUCAAAACCAGGAAGUGGAACUUCUAAACCAGGUUAUCCUUCCCAGCCUGGCUAUCCAUCACAGCCAGGAUAUCCGUCUCAGCCAAGCUACCCAUCUCAACCAGGUUAUCCAUCCCAACCAGGUUAUCCAUCUCAACCGAGUUAUCCAUCCCAACCAGGUUAUCCAUCUCAACCAAGUUAUCCAUCCCAACCAGGUUAUCCAUCUCAGCCAAGUUAUCCAUCACAACCGAGCUAUCCUGGACAAACACCAAGUGGAAAUGAAAGCCCAUCAUCUUCGAACCCAAUUCCAGGAAGACCUGAAUCACCAUCAUCUCGACCACCUCAAAAUAAACCAGGGCCAUCGAAACCUGAAAAGCCGAUACAUUCGAAACCGGGACGACCCGGAAAACCGAAUAAGCCUGGAAAUGGUCAUGAUAAACCAACUCAAGGCGUAAAACCUGGUCAAGGAAAACCACCCCAUGGACAUGGCAAACCAGGUAAACCAGGAUACCCGGGACAGACGACACAGAAACCGUCACAACCAUUGCAACCGGAGUAUCCACAGUAUCCAUCAUCGCCGGAGCUACCAAAGCCAAUCACACCAGAUGGACCGUCACAAAUACCAACCGGUGGAUCUUCUAAUCCACAACAACCUCAAUAUCCAUCAGGCUCAGGAAAUGGUUUCCCGGGCAGUCAAGGAUAUCCUGGAACUUCAGGGUUCCCGGGAAGUGGAUUACAGUCACCAACACCAAAACCGCAGCAUCCGCAACAAAAGCCUGGUCACCCUCAACCCGGCUCAUUCCCAUCUCAAGGUGGAUCUUCGUCUUCUUAUCCAUCGGGUUCAGGAAGUAGUUACCCUACUAGUCCAGGAUAUCCUGGAUCUGCAGGAGGUGGCUCUCAUCCAUCACAACCUAAACCGCAACCUCCUCAAACUGGAUCACCUCAUCCAUCCGGCGGAUCCAAUCAACCUCAACAACCUCAGUAUCCUGGAUCUGGCCCAGGAAGUGGUUACCCUACUAGUCCAGCAUAUCCUGGAUCUGCAGGAGGUGGCUCUUUUCCAUCGCAACCUAAGCCGCAGCCUCCCCAUUCUGGAUCAUCUCAUCCAUCUGGUGGAUCCAAUCAACCUCAACAACCGCAGUAUCCUGGAUCUGGCCCAGGGAAUGGUUACCCUACUAAUCCAGGAUAUCCUGGAUCUGCAGGAGGUGGCUCUUAUCCAUCACAACCUAAACCGCAGCCGCCUCAUUCUGGAUCAACUCAUCCAUCCGGUGGAUCCAAUCAACCUCAACAACCGCAGUAUCCUGGAUCGUCGGGAGGUGGCUCUUAUCCAUCAAAACCUAAUCCGCAACCCCCUCAAACUGGAUCAACUCAUCCAUCCGGUGGAUCCAAUCAGCCUCAACAACCGCAGUAUCCUGGAUCUGGCCCAGGAAAUGGUUAUCCCGCUAAACCAGGAUAUCCUGGAUCACCUGGAGGAUCAUAUCCAUCAAAACCUAAGCCGCAGCCUCCCCAUUCUGGAUCAACUCAUCCAUCCGGUGGAUCCAAUCAACCUCAACAACCGCAAUAUCCUGGAUCUGGCCCAGGAAGUGGUUAUCCUACUAGUCCAGCAUAUCCUGGAUCUGCAGGAGGUGGCUCUUAUCCAUCACAACCUAAACCGCAGCCUCCUCAUUCUGGAUCAGGUCAUCCAUCUAGCGGAUCCAAUCAACCUCAACAACCGCAAUAUCCUGGAUCUGGCCCAGGAAGUGGUUACCCUACUAAUCCAGGAUAUCCUGGAUCUGCAGGAGGGGGCUCUUAUCCAUCACAACCUAAGCCGCAGCCUCCCCAUUCUGGAUCAACUCAUCCAUCCGGCGGAUCCAAUCAACCUCAACAACCGCAAUAUCCUGGAUCUGGCCCAGGAAGUGGUUACCCUACUAAUCCAGGAUAUCCUGGAUCUGCAGGAGGGGGCUCUUAUCCAUCACAACCUAAACUCAUCCAUCCGGCGGAUCUAAUCAACCUCAACAACCGCAGAUAUCCUGGAUCUGCAGGAGGUGGCUCUUAUCCAUCACAACCUAAGCCGCAGCCUCCCCAUUCUGGGUCAACUCAUCCAUCCGGCGGAUCUAAUCAACCUCAACAACCGCAGUAUCCUGGAAAUGGUUACCCUACUAAUCCAGGAUAUCCUGGAUCUGCAGGAGGUGGCUCUUAUCCAUCACAACCUAAGCCGCAGCCUCCCCAUUCUGGGUCAACUCAUCCAUCCGGCGGAUCUAAUCAACCUCAGCAACCACAGUAUCCUGGAUCUGGCCCCGGAAAUGUUUACCCUACUAAUCCAGGAUAUCCUGGAUCUGCAGGAGGUGGCUCUUAUCCAUCACAACCUAAGCCGCAGCCUCCCCAUUCUGGGUCAACUCAUCCAUCCGGCGGAUCUAAUCAACCUCAGCAACCACAGUAUCCUGGAUCUGGCCCCGGAAAUGUUUACCCUACUAAUCCAGGAUAUCCUGGAUCUGCAGGAGGUGGCUCUUAUCCAUCACAACCUAAGCCGCAGCCUCCCCAUUCUGGGUCAACUCAUCCAUCCGGCGGAUCUAAUCAACCUCAGCAACCACAGUAUCCUGGAUCUGGCCCCGGAAAUGUUUACCCUACUAAUCCAGGAUAUCCUGGAUCUGCAGGAGGUGGCUCUUAUCCAUCACAACCUAAGCCGCAGCCUCCCCAUUCUGGGUCAACUCAUCCAUCCGGCGGAUCUAAUCAACCUCAGCAACCACAGUAUCCUGGAUCUGGCCCCGGAAAUGUUUACCCUACUAAUCCAGGAUAUCCUGGAUCUGCAGGAGGUGGCUCUUAUCCAUCACAACCUAAGCCGCAGCCUCCCCAUUCUGGGUCAACUCAUCCAUCCGGCGGAUCUAAUCAACCUCAACAACCGCAGUAUCCUGGAAAUGGUUACCCUACUAAUCCAGAAUAUCCUGGAUCUUCAGGAAGUGGCUCUUAUCCAUCACAACCUAAGCCGCAGCCUCCCCAUUCUGGGUCAACUCAUCCAUCCGGCGGAUCUAAUCAACCUCAACAACCGCAGUAUCCUGGAAAUGGUUACCCUACUAAUCCAGAAUAUCCUGGAUCUUCAGGAAAAUAUCCUGGAUCUUCAGGAAGUGGCUCUUAUCCAUCACAACCUAAGCCGCAGCCGCCUCAUUCUGGAUCAACUCAUCCAUCCGGCGGAUCCAAUCAACCUCAACAACCACAGUAUCCUGGAUCUUCGGGAGGUAGCUCUUAUCCAUCAAAACCUAAGCCGCAGCCUCCCCAUUCUGGGUCAACUCAUCCAUCCGGCGGAUCUAAUCAACCUCAACAACCGCAGUAUCCUGGAUCUGGCCCAGGAAGUAGUUUCCCUAAUAAUCAAGGACAACCUGGAUCUUCAGAAUUUCCAGGAAGAAGUGGAUAUCCUACUAAUCAAGGAUACCCCGCAUCUGCAGGAUAUCCAGGUUCACAGCCGUCAACACCAAACCCACGUCCUCCACAACAGAAGCCUUCUCCUGGGCAUGAAAAACCAAUGAAACCCGAAACUCCUUCAUAUCCUCAACAACCUCAACAACCUCCGGGUUCUGGAACCGGUCAUCCAGGUAAUCAAGGAUUUCCUGGUAGUGGAUCAUACCCAUCAACUUCGAAACCAGGUCGUCCACAUCAUAAACCAUCUCACGGCCAUGGAAAGCCUCAUCACGGACAAAGACCAACGACAACAUCUCCCAAACCAGGACAUCCAUCGACAUCAAAACCUGGUAGGCCUUCUAAACCAUCAACUUUACCUGGUCAAUCUACAGUCACUUCUGGCUAUCCUUCACACACUGGUACUGGUUCAACUACCCGUCCCCGACCACCGUCUUAUCCAAGCACAAGUACCACUUCACACGGUGGUCAAUCACCAGUUCGUCCAACAAGACCAACUCCUCCCUCGUCAGGAUACCCUCCUGGUGGUACAAACUAUCCCUCAAGACCAGGCUCAUCUGAUUCAAGUCAACCGGGUUACCCCGGCACUAUUGACUCCGGUUAUCCAGGACCCUCUGAUACUGGUUCUGGAUACCCAUCAGUACCACAGCAACCUGAUAAUUUAUUACCUCCAUAUCCUGGAUAUCCAGAUCCCGAUGAUCCCAAUUAUCCUGGCUACCCUCCAGCUCCAACCGGUCCAGUAGGACCUACAGGUACGUUUCCGGGAGCACCUGGUGGUCCAGGUGGACCAGGAGGACCUGGUGGCCCAGGAGGACCAGGAGGACCAGGGGGACCUGGACUCGAAGGACCAGAAGGACCAGAAGGCCCAGUUGGUGGAACAGGACCAGUAGGAGGAAUUGGAGGUGUUGGUGGUGUUGGAGGAACUGGACCAGCUGGGCCAGAUGGUCCAUGGCCUACGGGAGAUCCUGGUCCAGACGGUCCUUGGCCAGGAGAUCCAGCUUAUGACAAACAACCCCGUACCAACGAGAACUAUCAAAAUGCUUACGAUGAAAAAGAACUUCCGAUUGAACCAGAACUUGAGCUUGAAGAAAAAUCUUUAGAAUUUUCGUCUUUAAAGCAAGCUCCAGUCGAUCAAGGAUAUAACUAUGAAAAACCCAGAGAAUCUUUUCAAGACAAUUUUCAACCAGCUCCAUUUUCACUGACUGAAAAUUCACCUCAACCUGUUGAUGAUUCAAACGUCGAAAAUAUUGAACCACAAAAUUACCAAUUUGAGUCUGUGCAACGUUCUAUGCCAUCAGAAAUAGCAGCUGACGAUCUACCGCAGAUAAACAGUCAACAACGAUCAUCUGAACGAAGAAACAAGGCGAGCUUACAAAAAUCCGGCCGCAGUGAAUUUCUGUCUGAAGAUCAAGUAUUGUCAUUGAAUCAAGACCCCGAAUUUGCAUAUCAAGUAUCAAAGUACAAUGAAAAGUUUCAAAGGCUAUCAGCAAAGGCUCGAAAUGACAAUAAUCUAGAUCUGCAAGUUCCCAAUGAAGAAGGGCCAAUGGUUGAUAUAGAAAAACUACCUAAUAAUAAUAAUAAUAAUAAUAAUAAUAAUAAUAAUAAUAAUGAAAAAUCAAGAAUGGAAGACUCUGGUCCAGUUGAAAUAAAGCCUAUUUCUCUACCUGUUGGCCCAAAUCCUGAAAAGUGUCCUUGUUAUAUUGUUGAAUCGAAAAAUUCGACAAAUUUAGUCACGACAACGUCAGCGCCGAUUCUUGAUCAAUUUAAUUACACGCCUAUUACCGGACAAAUUGGAUUUAUUCCAGUAAUAUUUUUCCCGUACUGUCCAGGCGAGGAAAGUAAAACAGAAAGUAUGACAAAAGCCAUGUUUCCCUCGGCAGCUUCGAUCCCCUAUCCUUGCAGUAUUUGCAGUGGUAAGGAAUCCGGAUUUAUCGGUGGAAAAUUUUUAGACCUAAGUCAACUCAGUAACAUCAAAGCCAUCAAACACGUUAUCUCUGAAGCGAAUUUCGGAUUGUUGAAUGUUCCGAUUAAUAAUAUCAGCAAACGUCACUCUAAUGCAUCGAGGCAAGAUAGACGGCGAAUAAACAAUUAUAAUUAA
Messenger RNA from Cotesia congregata, 6150 nucleotides. The record is from the annotation of a GenBank genome assembly. Lineage: Eukaryota; Metazoa; Arthropoda; Insecta; Hymenoptera; Braconidae.